CUCAGUAGGACCGCAGCCUAGCAAUCCAGGCAUGUUGGAAAGCUUGUCCUUGUACUCUAUAUGUCUGUCUGCGUUAGUGACGAAGAUGGUUGGGGAAAGCCAGGCCCUGAAAUCAUUCAAAUGACACUCUGCUUUCAACAUAAACAUGUGCCGUGCUGCUCUCCAUCAGAUCCAUCUUCAUCAGAGGAUCAGAUCAAAGGCCUGCACAACACUACCUGCCAUGAUGUCAGUCACUGAAACUGCAGCUCAAGGGACCCAACAACUAACCGGUACUACAUUCCUCUUCACCGAAAUCCGACAAAGCUGGGCUCAUGGGACCAAGUGGGAAGUUUGAUCUUGACGUUCUAGCAGAAGACAAGACGUCUGAAGAUGUUCGGGAGUUUUUGCCUCUUGGUGACAUUUCUCUCGGGACUGUCCGGCUGCUUUGGCUCGUACGUGCCGUGCGAGCCGUGCGACGACAAGGCGAUGUCCAUGUGUCCUCCGAUCCCGAGCGGCUGCCAGCUGGUCAAGGAGCCGGGCUGCGGCUGCUGCCUCACAUGCGCGCUGUCCGAGGGCCAAGCGUGCGGCGUGUACACGGGGACGUGCGCGCAGGGUCUCCGCUGCCUGCCCAGGAGCGGGGAGGAGAAGCCCCUGCACGCCCUCCUCCACGGCAGGGGAGUGUGCACCAACGAGAAGGGCUACAAACCAGCGCACCCACCAAUAGAUCGUGAGUCUCGAGAGCAUGAGGACACCAUGGCCACAGAGAUUACAGAGGAGCUGCAGCCAGCUAAAGUUCCACUCCUUACGAAAGACAUUGUCAACAGUAAAAAAGUCCAUGCAAUGCGUAAGGAGCUUAAGAGGAAGCUGGGAAAGCAACGCUCCAUGGGCUCCCAGAUGGACUACUCUCCUCUGCCCAUUGACAAACACGAACCUGAAUUUGGACCCUGCAGGAGAAAGCUUGAUGGGAUAAUUCAGGGAAUGAAGGACACUUCUCGAGUAAUGGCUCUGUCUUUGUAUCUUCCCAACUGUGACAGAAAAGGUUUCUUCAAACGCAAGCAGUGCAAGCCAUCCCGUGGCCGCAAACGGGGUAUCUGUUGGUGCGUGGACAAGUAUGGCGUUCAACUCCCCGGGACAGAUUACAGUGGCGGAGACAUUCAGUGUAAAGACCUGGAGAGCAGCAAUAACAACAAUGAGUAAAAUGGAAAGAAAACGGACCACAAUCAACCCCAACCCCACAACCCUAACUUCGACAUGACCCGGGGGCCGACAUUUCCUCUCUGAAUCACACCUUUAAUCUCCCUUCACUUCAAGAGUUAUUCUUUUCAGAUUUUAAGAUAGAAAUUCAACAUGAAAGGACCAGGAUUAAGAAGAAAGACUGCAAAUUUUCUGACCAAACACUCAUCUCCAAAUGAGGGGAAAAGUUAUAAGGAGGUCUCUCGACAGCAGCGCACAUGGGACCCCUUGUGCCAGCUGGGUUCACGGGCUGCAUAUUCAUAAAAAUAUAUGCACGCGAUGGAUAUAUUUUUAUAACUGGGGGCUUUCUGUGAAGCAGAUGUAUUCAUAUACAUUGAUGUUGUAAAAACAAAGCAAAAAUAAUUGCAUUCAGAACUAUUCACAAUCGAACUUUGAAUUGGCUGAGCUUUUGUAUUUGCAUUUUCCUGAAGCAUAACUGAGACAGGGGUGUGCUGCACCAGUUUUUGGGUAUGUGGUUCUGUCCGAGCACUUAUAAACAGGGCAAUCUUCUUAGACGUGUAACUUCACAAAAUAAAGUGAGCUUGAAUGCGUGUAUGUUUACAGUGUGAAUGUGUGUAUUAGCCUGCUUUGGUGUAUAAUGGAGUGAGCCUAUUACAAAAAAAGAAUGUCAUUUUUUUUCUCUCUUGUUUGAUUUUGUCACAAGUACUGCUCGUAGCGCUUGAGGUGGUAUUGAGACUGUCCUUUUCUCUCAUGUAAAAUAUGUUUUUGGACGUGGAGCGUUUGGCAGCAAAAGAGGAAUCAGAUCAUUACAGAUGGAUUUAUGUAUGUGGCUCUUUGACAAUGUAGCUAGCCUGAUAUGCCAACUGUGCCUAUUUGAGCAGACACUGCCAUGCGGGGUGACAGAGCCAAGCGAGCGCUGACUUAACUGGUGAAAUAAAGCAACACUUUUCACCUAAACUUUUGACUUUGACCUUUUGAGUUGAGUGCACAAUCAAACUUGCGAGGUCAGGCCGGUUGCUUCUCAGAUUCAGUUGCGUGAGGUGUCGUUUUGUACGGUUUUGUUUGAGCUGUUUUAUUUGCCUUCAGUGAAGUACAGACAGCCCACAUUUUUGAGCCAUGUUCCAUUUCAUCAAGUGGUUUCCACUCAGUACUUGGACUUCAGUGUGAUCAUGGUGUGUUUUAAUCUAGUCAUUGAAUUGUAUUCUUUCCUAUAGAAGCAAAGUUUGACAGCAAUUUAAAAUGUGCUUGGAAAAACAGCUGGAAUGGAUUCCAAUGUGUUAUUGUGAAUGACAUAGGGUGGUCAUAAGCUGGAAUACCUGACGUUUACCCAGUUUCAACUAGGAGUGUUAUCACAACAAACAGGUCAAUUUAAAUAGAACUGCUUUGUGUCUUUUGUAAAAGUCUCAGUGCCUUCCUAUAUGCAAAUACAGUGGAACCUCGGUUAGCGCCGUUUAUCUGUUCUGAAACGCACUCUAAUCAAAUACAUUUUUCCCCAUAAGAAAUAAUGCAAAUCCAAUUCACCCGUUCCAGACACCCAAAAAUGCAGAAAACAUUUUUAUCUUGAUUGAAGACGUGAUUGUUGAGAAAUAUGGGGAUGACGAGCAGAGACAUCAGAGAUAAGAGAUAUCCACACCUACGACACCUUCAUAUUUUGCUACGAGUUAUUUCUUGAAUUCAAAACUGUUUCUCACCUUCGUUAUCAAAAUGCUGGCACCUGCAACUUCCAUUGGCGCCAUUGUGGGUUAUUUUGCAGCCGUGAUCAUACGUUACUAGCACGGCUGGAUUCACGCAGUGUACCACUAGACUCGCGCCAACAGGGAAAUGUACACAAAAAUAAGACGUAAACCAAAAAAUGCGCCAACCGAGGCACUUGCUAACGCGAGGUUCCACUGUAUACCUAAAUGUGAUGCAACAAUGACACAGGUCACAUCUUUUUCAGAGCCCCUCAUAAGGACGACACUUCCUGUAGUGACAAUAAGGGUUAGUUCUUGGAUCAGUUGAAGUGGUUGGUGUCAAGGCUAUUCUGAAUGUGAACUGCUGUAUACCUGCAGUCUGUUGAACCUCCAUAUGAUCAUUGUUUCAUAACCGAUAAGCUAAGAUUCCUGUAAGCUCGUUUUGUUUUUUUGAAUACCAAUGUAUAUGAUUGCCAGACGGGGGACUCCAAAGUUUUUAUUUUUUUAUUUUAGGUAAAACAACAGUUCCCUCUGCUUCAACAAAGGAAACGGUUGCAAAUUCGAAAAGGCCUCCAGUUUUGAUUACAUUAUCAAGGCACUGCCCCACCCCUAGCACCCAAUCCCCUUUGCCACUUUCAAAAAAAAAAAAAAAAAAGCAGCUUGCACAUAUUUCAAGUACUCACUAUUGAUAUUGAUAAAUGACAAUGACCUAAGAUGUAGUAACAUGAAGUCAGUAGAAGAAAAAAAAUCUUAAUGUUGUUUAAUGUUGUGCUUACCUUGUAAAGGUUACUUUGGGUGAUAUUUUGUUGACAGGGGCUCUGCAGCCCAUGCCUGGGACCUCCACUACAGAAACAUAGAACAGAGAUAAUACUCAGCCUCAGGUGUUGUUAAAGCGUCUUUCACAGAGAUGAGCGUUAAGAUGCGUUGGUGGUGGGGCUGGUAUUUUGAGAGGCAGUGACAUGGGAAGAGUGACCACCUUGUACAGUGGAAAUAUUCAGGGUCUAGCCACUUCCCCUACAUGGGGUCAGCAACUGCAUAUCAUUAGAUACAGCUUGUAGGACAGUUAUCGGGAGUCAGUGAAAUCUGUGGAAUGACACACUACAGCCAGGUUUGGAUAACAAAAUGCAUUUUGUCGACAAAGGAUUAAGCGGCAUAGAAAAUGAAUGGCGAGAUUUUGUCGACAAAAUUCAUGUUACUUGGUUUAUUCAGCUAUGUGAAUUCCUGUGUGUCUACAAGUGGUUGGAAGUGGUGAGUUCCUCAGGUUUUUGUUGCAACUCCUUACUGGUUUUAACUCACACGUCAUACUUUAGGAGUACAGUAAAUACAGGCUUUUCUGAAUACAUAACCUGUUCUGGAUGUAAUGAAACAGUACAAUUGGUUAUCCAUAUUUGGUGUUCUCUGGCUUGUGAAAAAGAUCCCUACGUGGCUGGAGGAUGGGGGGAAUGGAAAUGGUCAGUAUUUGGAACGACAUAAGACAAAUAAGAAUAAAACAAAAAAAUCAAAUUAUUAAAGUGAAUAUCACUGUGUAAUAUUUAUUCAACUUGUAAUUUAUAUGUACUCUUUUAACCUUUGUCUUUUUUGUUAUGACAAAGCAUUUAUUUAAAUAAAGUUAUGUAUU
Dunckerocampus dactyliophorus (ringed pipefish) is the source of this 4464-nucleotide messenger RNA. RefSeq names its product insulin-like growth factor binding protein 5b (gene igfbp5b). The transcript has 8 exons. Gene Ontology annotation, biological process: regulation of insulin-like growth factor receptor signaling pathway. Gene Ontology annotation, molecular function: insulin-like growth factor II binding; fibronectin binding; insulin-like growth factor I binding. The coding region runs from base 370 to 1176 and encodes 268 amino acids. Lineage: Eukaryota; Metazoa; Chordata; Actinopteri; Syngnathiformes; Syngnathidae. The record is from RefSeq and is a predicted model, not a curated record. Gene Ontology annotation, cellular component: extracellular region.